Aureococcus anophagefferens is the source of this 1322-nucleotide messenger RNA. RefSeq lists its product as hypothetical. Gene Ontology annotation, molecular function: flavin adenine dinucleotide binding. The record is from RefSeq and is a predicted model, not a curated record. The transcript has a single exon. Lineage: Eukaryota; Pelagophyceae; Pelagomonadales; Pelagomonadaceae. Bases 8 to 1294 code for a protein of 428 amino acids. Gene Ontology annotation, biological process: fatty acid beta-oxidation using acyl-CoA dehydrogenase; butyrate catabolic process.
CAAGAGCAUGGCUCUGUUGGCCUCCGCGUCGCGCCGCCUCGCCGCCCGGGCCGCCCGCCCGGGCCCGAAGAAGUUCAGCAGCCUCGCGGCCCUCGGCGAGGAGCACCAGCAGAUCCGCGACGUCGCGCGGGCCUUCGCCGAGGAGCGGCUCUACCCCAUCGCCGGCGAGGUGGACCGGCUCCACCGCUACCCCGGCGAGGUCGUGUCGGAGCUCGGGGAGAUGGGCAUGAUGGGCAUGAUGGUCGAGGAGGCCCACGGCGGCGGCGACAUGGACGCCCUGUCCUACGCGGUGGCCCUCGAGGAGGUGAGCCGGGGCUGCGCGAGCACCGGCGUGAUCAUGUCCGUGAACAACAGCCUCUACUGCGCGCCCGUCCGCGCCAACGGCGACGAGGCCCAGCUCGCCGAGUUCCUCGCGCCCUUCGCCGCGGGCGAGAAGCUCGGCUGCUUCGGCCUCAGCGAGCCGGGCAACGGCAGCGACGCCGGCGCGGCGUCGACGACGGCGCGCGACGACGGCGACGCGUGGGUCCUCAACGGCACCAAGGCCUGGAUCACGAACGCCCACGAGGCCGACGCCGCCGUCGUCUUCGCGACGACGGACAAGUCCCUCAAGCACCGGGGCAUCUCCGCGUUUCUUGUGGACACGAAGGCCGAGGGCUUCUCCGUCGGCGCCGCCGAGGACAAGCUCGGCAUCCGCGGGUCGUCGACCGCGAACCUCAUCAUGGAGGACUGCCGCAUCCCCAAGUCCUGCCUCCUCGGCGAGCGCGGCGACGGCUUCAAGAUCGCCAUGCGGACGCUCGACGGCGGCCGCAUCGGCAUCGCGGCGCAGGCGCUAGGCAUCGGCCAGGCGGCGCUCGACGUCGCCGCGACCUACGCGGCGGACCGCACGGCCUUCGGCAAGCCGCUGACGAAUUUGUACGCCAUCCAGCUCAAGAUCUCCGAGAUGGCCUGCAAGCUCGAGGCCGCGCGCCUCCUCACGUGGCGCGCGGCCUCGCGCAAGGACGCGGGCCUCGCCUACACCAAGGACGCGGCCAUGGCCAAGCUCUGCGCGUCCGAGGCCGCGACCUUCGCCGCCCACCAGGCCAUCCAGGUCCUCGGGGGCAUGGGCUACGUCUCCGACAUGCCCGCGGAGCGCUUCUACCGCGACGCGCGCAUCACGGAGAUCUACGAGGGCACGUCCGAGGUCCAGCACGUCGUCAUCGCCCUCAACGUCCUCAAGGCCUACGCCGGCGAGGCGACGGCGCUCCCCGCCGCGCCGCACAAGCCCGAGCACGAGGACGUCGCCGCCGCGGCCUAGCCCGCGGCCGCCCCGCGUAACCGGCCCG